UAAAAGCGAUCCGCGGUCGGACUCGGAAAACGCAGACUGUGGAGCAUCUCCUUUUGUGUCCUUGAAUUUGAUCUUAAAAAAAAAAAAAGAAAAAGGACAGACGUUCAGAACAGCCCUUUCGCAUGUGUUGUUGUCUUAUGUGACUCUUAGUCUGGUCACAUGCUCUCUUAUUGCAGAUCACUGUUGCGCCUGUUCGUCACCUUUUACGCAAACUUGAACUUGGGUAUCCGGAGUCUCCUCUGUUGCGCACCGCGUCCCCUCCUCCCCUCCUCCUCUCUCCUCUCUCCCUCCUCCUCUGUUCCUCCUCCUCCUCCUGCAGGACCAACCCGAGCAGUAACGGGACACUUUCACCAUCAAACCUUCACCCGCCUCCGUCUCUUCUCAUGUCUGUGCGUCUUCCACCGGCAUGGAUGAUGCUGAUGCCACAGAGGUAUCCCAGGUGUUUUUUUUAAACAUGUGCCGGAUGGAAAUGCUUCUUCACCUCAAUGUUUGCUGUUGAAUGAUACGGAGGUGUCUACGGAGAACGACAGAAGGAUUUUUUUUUUUUUUUUUUUUCUCACAGCUUGCUCUGGAGACAAGUGCGGGGCUCAGGAUGACUCUAGCUUCAGACCGGGAUUACCCACUGAUCUGCUGCUGAUUCCUGAUGUGUCACCUAAGUCCAUCGCGGACGUCAAAUCCCACCCGCAAAACAAAUGUGACAACAGGUGUCCUGGCACGUUUCAGUCCUCUCGUAACUGGGUUUGUGCUAUGCUGGUUGGAAGCCAAAGCCAUAGUUCAUCCCUCAGCUUGAAAAAGAUUGAAAGCUGCAGCCAUUUCUUUGAGCAGAAAAGAUUUCCCAUGUGCAACAUUUCACUUAAGGCGCUAGAGGCUGCAAUACAGAAAGGGCUGCUGGGUCCUGAAACUGGAAACUAAAACCGGGUGCUUGCUGUAGUCGCCUUCUCUGUUUGUUGCAUGAGCUGCCCAUCCCGGAGCAGCGUGCUUUCCAGAUGCUGCCAUGCCCAUCAUCAGUAACGCCAACCAUGAUUUCAGCAAUUUGUCCGUCAGUGAUGACAGCAGUCUUGACCGCAUCUUCACUGAGAUCCCUGAAACUGAGACCAUCAAGGGUGUGUACUACCAGAGGGCUCAGUUCAUCCGUCGACCAGAGGAUCUGGUGUCCAUUGAUCAUGGACUGCUGGCGGUGAUAAACGUUGGAGGAAACCGUUACACCUUCCCGUGGAGCACUCUAGAGCAGUUCCCCCUAACGCGCCUCGGCCGCCUCUGUGGCUGCCGGUCACCUGAGGACAUCGCCAGAGUCUGCGAUGACUAUGACGAAGCCCGCAAAGAGUUCUUCUUUGACCGUUCGCCGUCUGCCUUCAGGGUGAUCCUCAACUUCCUGGCUGCAGGUAAACUGCGGCUGCUACGGGAAAUGUGCGUUCUCUCCCUUCACGAUGAGCUGACGUACUGGGGUGUGGAGAUGGCGUACAUGGAGCGCUGCUGUAAGAGGAAGAUGUAUACGCGCAUGGAGGAGGUGAACGAGCAGGAGCGGCGAGAGGAAGAACGCCGGCAGCGGAACGCCAUGCAACGUGUGCCGGUGGAGGAAACCAAGUACCGCAAGGUGAUGAACUGGCUCAGAGAUAUGGUGGAGAACCCACAGUCUGGCUUACCGGGCAAGAUCUUCGCUUGCAUGUCUGUGGUCAUGGUUGCCGUGACCGUCAUCAGCUUGUGCAUCAGCACCAUGCCCGACCUCAGAGAAGAAGAGGACAGGGGCGAGUGUUCCUCCAAGUGUUACAACAUGUUCAUCAUAGAGACGGUGUGCGUGGCCUGGUUCUCCCUGGAGUUCGUGUUGCGGUUCAUACAAGCCCGAAGCAAGCUGGACUUCAUGCGCGGACCGCUCAACAUCAUCGACGCCAUGGCCAUCCUGCCGUACUACGUCUCCCUGGUGGUGAACGAGGAGGAUCCGGCCCUAGACCACGAGAGGCCGGGGGGAGGUAAGGGCUACUUGGACAAGCUGGGCCUGGUGUUGAGGAUCCUGCGAGCGUUGAGGAUUCUUUACGUGAUGCGGCUGGCUCGCCACUCUCUGGGCCUGCAGACGCUGGGGCUGACGGUCAGGCGAAGCACGCGGGAGUUCGGCCUCCUCCUGCUUUUCCUCUGCGUAGCCGUCACACUCUUCUCCCCGCUCGUCCACUUGGCUGAGAGCGAGCUCACGGGCGCCCAUGACUUUAGCAGCAUCCCCGCCUCCUACUGGUGGGCCAUUAUCUCCAUGACGACAGUGGGCUACGGCGAUAUGGUGCCCAGGUCCAUCCCGGGGCAGGUCGUAGCUCUGAGCAGCAUCCUCAGCGGGAUCCUCAUCAUGGCCUUCCCUGCUACCUCCAUCUUCCACAUGUUUUCCCGUUCCUACCAGGAGCUCAAGAUGGAGCAUAACCGGUUGUUCAAAGAGGAAUGCGCUGCAGCCGCGGCCGCCGCUGCCACCGGGGAUCUGCAGGAAGUGGGAGGCGACGGAAGAGGAGUUGAAGGAGUAGAGGUCGCAGCUCCACCUGGUCUAGGAUUACGUGUGGACAAGGAUAAUAUGCACUCGCUGGAGUCUCUGGCUCUGUUAGGGAAAGGCGAAGUUGCAGGAAAUAACAACCACAACCUGCCAGCAGCCGCCUUCUGAACCGCAGUACUCUGACCGACUCAAUCCUUAACUUCCAAGAAGAUACAUUUUUGGUGUUGCGUACAACGACUGUGAAGUGGCCUCCCAUCCGAUGAGGUUUUUGGAGAUAUCUAUAUUCCAUUGGCAUACAGGAGAUUAAAUAAACAGCAUUUCUUUUACUUCUCAGCCCAUUUACUCUAUAUGUGCAACUUUAAGAGCACACUGUUGACUGCACAGGAACUCAGACUCAUUAAAGCCCUUUAAAUCGGACGGUCCAGUUGUUUCUGACUGAGCAGAAAGCCUCCGCAGCAAUAUUAGUAACCGGCUGCUUCCAUAAACAUGCAAUAUUCAAUCCAAAGUUGCUUUUCCUUCCACUGUGAAAAUACUUACAAA
Molecule: messenger RNA, 3004 nt
Organism: Sphaeramia orbicularis (orbiculate cardinalfish)
Lineage: Eukaryota; Metazoa; Chordata; Actinopteri; Kurtiformes; Apogonidae
Gene: kcng4a
Product: potassium voltage-gated channel, subfamily G, member 4a
Exons: 4
Coding region: 995-2632 (545 amino acids)
Biological process (GO): potassium ion transmembrane transport; protein homooligomerization; action potential
Cellular component (GO): membrane; voltage-gated potassium channel complex
Molecular function (GO): protein binding; delayed rectifier potassium channel activity
Source: RefSeq, a predicted model, not a curated record